This is a messenger RNA of Melospiza georgiana, 5291 nucleotides long. RefSeq names its product coiled-coil domain containing 180 (gene CCDC180). The transcript is spliced from 37 exons. NCBI's taxonomy places the organism in Eukaryota, Metazoa, Chordata, Aves, Passeriformes, Passerellidae. The record is from RefSeq and is a predicted model, not a curated record. Bases 184 to 4653 code for a protein of 1489 amino acids.
CGGGAGUGACAUGUUCACAGAGAGGAGGGCUGCAAACAGAUCUUCAAGGCCAAGGUUUGAAGGAAUUCGGAUUGUUGAGAUUGUGGUUCUUGGAAGGCACACUUAGCCCACCUUUUGGAUGAAGGAAAGAAGACAAGGAGCUCUAAGAAGAGUAAAAAGCUCACUGUAAAUAAGCAUUCAGAAAUGUUUGCUGAUGCCAUGCCAUCCCCAAGGAAUCAACAGAAAACAUGUGUUGUAAAAACACCCAUCAGUAACUUCACAAAAACACCACAGCCAGACAGACUACCUACAACUUUUCCAGAGGCACAGGGAAAGGUAGAUGCAAGUUCAGCUGAGGAAGUCAGAGGCCUGCCUGAUGUAGUUGUUCGUGAGGAAGCAGGCAGCAGUGCAUGGAGGUACCUGGCAGAACGGCGGCAGAAGCGUCACGAUGGGGCACUCACUGAAAUGCAGCAGGAGCUGGACUGCAUUGGCAGGGAGAUGGAAGCCUCUGUUUUGAAUCUUCAAGAAUUCCUUCAGCUCAAAGUGAUGAAAUCAGAUGAAAAGAGUAAACUUCUAUUUGAAAAGAUUGCAUCUGACGUGGAUUUGGAAGGUUUCUCAUUUGAAGGUUUGGAAGAGCUCUGGAAUAUGAUCCAUGAGGAAUCCUCAAACAGAAGGAAGUGGAUUAGGGCAGUGGAUGACUCCCUAAAGGAGAUUGAAAGGAGUCGAGCCAUGAAAAUAGCAGAUGUACUGACCAAGUAUACUGUGAAACUGGAGGAAAUUUCCUUCUUCUUGAAAGCUGAUGUUCACAGGCUCAUUAAUGAUAAGGCCAUGACUAUAAACAGAGCACUGCUGGAUAAUGAGAGGGCAACUGCCAAGCUGCUCUUUAAUCUAAUGAAAUCAGAGCUUGAGAAAGAAAAAAUGCAUCAACUGAAAUGGCAAGAGAGAGUCAAGAACUGGAAGCUCAUCCAAAAGAACUGUGUAGUUCAGAGUUUCAGAGAAUUUAUGGCAAGUGAAGAAAUACAGAAUCCCCCAGCUGUGAAAAUGGAAAUGGAAAACAUGAUAAAGGAGCAGAUUGUACUUAGUGAACAAAGACUGAGGGUUUUGCAGCACAUUGGAGCCUUGUUGCCUCCAACACAUACAAAAUCUGACGUAAAUGAAUGGUACAGAACUCUGGAGAAUUUAAACAAAAGUAUAGACAGCCAUAAUGCAGAGUGUGUGGAGAAAAUACGUGUCCAGUAUGAGCUGGUCCAGGAAAAAUGUCAGGAAAAAGUGCAGACCUGCAAGAUGACCCUGUUGGAUAAGAACAUUUGCCCAGCAGAAGAUGUUGAAGUUGUGCAUUCCAAAAUGCUUCAGAUGACUGAGAAACUUAAAAACAAGUUUGAAGAAGAACUGGAGCACAUGGAUCGUGAUUUUAAGGAGAUGCCUAGAUGGCAUGAGCAGCAUUGUCAAGGCUUGUCUAGCUGUGUUCAGGAGGCCAUGGAUAUCUGGGAUGUUCAUCUACUCCAACUGUCCCAACAGGAUGAUGUACUUGAGAAGAAAGUAGAUGAAUACAGAUUGGAACAGGAUAACAUAAUACAGGUGCGGAAAGAUAAUCUGGAUACAAUUUUGGAAAAAAUGAAAAUGGCCAGCAGCGAAGAAGAGCUGGAGGAAUAUUUGAAGAAUGCCCUUUCUUCUUUAAAUCAAAUUAGAACUAGGUAUGAGACAUUCAAGCAGAUUGUAAUGAAUGAAGUAAUGGCUUAUCCAAAAGCUAUUUUGUGGGAGUUGAUUUCUUACAGUAUAUCCAUCAGCCAGCAUUUUAGUGUGAAGGAAAUCUUCAAACAGAACUUGCAAGGCACUACAGACUCCACAGUUGAAGAUCAAGAUAAUACCUCAACAGUCCAAACAGAACUGUCCCCAGGGCUUGAGGCAAGGACAUCCCAGCCCAGAGCAGAGCAGGAUGAUCACCUCUCUCAACUGGUGCCAGAAGGUAGGGACAGUAGUAAAAAAUCAGCUGGAGAAACGAAGCUAACAGAGAAACAGGUGAUCAGGGCACAGGAAACUGAAGAAACAGAGGAAGUAGAAGAUAAGAAGAGUAUUCCUCAUGACAGUGAAGAAAAUGAGCCUGCAGAAGAGGGACUAAGCAUUACACAGGCAGGAAAGACUGACAUCACAGAGAGUUAUUUUACAAAAUAUGAAGAAGAAGAAUCACUUCCAAUGUACCUGAAAUAUGUACUUAUCACAGAAGCCAUGUUUGUCGAACUGAAAGAAAGGAUUCGCCUCUGCUUUUUUGAACACUUGGAGAAAUGGUUUGCAGAAUCCUUGUCCAACUCCUAUGUCCUUGUAGCUGCCAAGAAAGAGGAGCUGAAUUCAAUACUCCUGCUGCAUCUUAAAUUGCAUCAGCAAAAGCUGGAGGAGAUACAGACGAACAUCUACCAUGUUCGAGCUGCAAAGCUGUCACUUCACAAAGAGAACCUUGAGUGCCACUGUAAAGUGCUGGCAGAAAGCCUGGAAAAGGAGAAAGCUGAAUUCCUCAAAUUUUCAGACCAGCUACAGAACCUGAACACAAACUUUCAUUCCCGAGUCCAAAACUUGGAGUAUGACUUUCUCCACGCUCCUGUGACUGGGCAAUCAGUUUCUUCUAGCAAUAAUCUGGAAUCAGAGCUCCACAACCAGCUGGAAUCAAUCAGGAUUACUGUGAGAAGUUACCAGCAGCACUUGGAGGAAGCUUUUGGAAAACUAAGGGAUUCGAAUGUGGAUUUUCUCAAAAGUUGCAGAUUAUUUUCAGAGAAUGGUGACUUUACAUCUGAGGAGGUAAAGUUUUUCAACGAGUGUCUACAGAAAGAAAGUAAACAAAUUGACUUGAUUGAAAGUUCAAUCAAGAAAGAUGUGGAGCAAUUAAAGUCGAGCUACUUGAAUCAGGCUAAUGAACUUCUCAAGCAGUGUGGAAAAAAGUUUGCUUCUCUGUCUCUGAGCCGAGCCUUUAUGGAGAAGGUCCAUCAAUGUUUGAGAAAGCUACGACAGCAAAUCAAAUCAGAGGUAGCAAAUUCCAAUUUGCAGUCAGUCACAUUAAAGUCUUACCUGGAAAAGAUUGAGCAGAAGAGAGAUGCUUAUGUUCAUUCUACUGCAGAUAAAGAAGCUUUAACCUCUGAAGAGUUGUAUGCUUUUGCCAGAGAAAUGUUGAAAGAGCUGGAAAAGAGGAGCAAGUAUCUUGACUGUUUUGUAGUAAAAGCAAAUAUCCCACCUGCCACUGAGGCCCUCACCACUCCUGGCACAGAUGGGACAUUGCAGGAGCACUCAGCCACUCCUGACGUGGAUCAGAGGUCACAAGCUUCCUUUGCUCCUGCUGUUCCAAGAGACAGUCUCAGUUCUGAGAGCAGAAGGAUGGUGAUGGGACUGGAUCCUGACAAAUUCCCUUUGUUAAAUCCAAGUGGAAUGGGUACAUCAAUAUUUGAUGAUUUGGCUAUAAAAGUUAUUGGAAAUUUAGCUGGAUUUGACCCAUCAAAAAAAUACCGAGACCUAAAUCGGGGGAAAAAGAUUCCAGGAAAGAAGAGGCUAUCUGAUGCACAUUCUCAGAAGUCUUCUAGCAAGAGGUCAUCUCGGGAUGAAACCAAGAGAAAAAAAAGUGAAAAAGGCAGAAAAUCUCUUACCAAGGAUGAUAGAUCCCAGAUAUUUGGAAAGAAGCCUACAGAGUCUGAUACUUUUAAGGGAAUUAUUUUGAAUAUUCUCUGGAAUGGUAACAACACCUUGCUCUGUCUUGGUGAGGAGUUCUAUGGAGACAAGAAGAAUCCUUACUUGGGGAUGCUUGAAGAUCUGCCAGACACAUUUGAACAUUGGGCAGACAUGAUCAGAGUGAAACUACUGUCAUACCAAAGGCAGACAGAUGAUUACUACAAUUUUUGUCUUGGGGAAUUUCGGGAUCAGCUGAAGUGGUUUGAGGAGGAGCUCUCUUCUGUUUCCCAACUGGUGGUGGAAAGUCUUUUAAAAGAACAUGAGCAGAAGCUCAGCUCUUUUACUGGGCAUAUUCAGCAUCUCUUCAACAGACAGCUGAAAGAUUGGGAAGAUAUGAAGACUAUGCACCGGAGAAAAUUACAUUACUCCCUGGGACACCCAAAUAACUGCCUUCAGCUGGAGGCUUUGUGCCAAGAGGAAAUGAAAAGGCAAAAAGAUCAAACUGAUGGUGUUCAACUGAACACAAAGAUGCUGCAGGAUUGUGCUGCUGAAUGUGCUCAGAGCUUUUUUUCUGCACUGGCUGCCCUGACUGAAAAGCUCCUGUUGGAACAAGAUGAUACCAUCACUGUUGAUGAUGUAAAAGCAGCAGGAAGUGAAAUACCCACUGAGAAGAUGCCAACUUUAAUGUGCCGUAAACAGUCUGAACUUCCUCCAGGAACCUCCAAAGUUCAACAGUCAGUCAGACGAGGAAGGAGGUCUUGGCCAGGAAUACCUGAGACUUCUGUUCCUGACACUCCAGACUAUAUUCUGUGCCCAGGAACUGCAUCAGUUUCAACAGCUAAGACUACCCUGGGCCAUCUGGCAGUGGUGGAUGCAAGACAAGCUGCAUACACGAAAUACAAAAGUAAAGUUGAACAGCUGUUUGCCCAGAUCGAGGAAGAAAGUGCAGCUCAGCUGCUGGCAAUUCAGCGUUGGAGUGAUUGGUGGGAACAAUCUGUCCGGAAGAUAAAGAGACUCUACAUCUGAGAUCAGUCACAUUUUGCUGAGCUUUGUUGGUGUAAAUUGACAAAUUUGUAUGUAUGUCACUGAUAUUUUUUAUCUUAUUAAUCUGUUGCAUUGAAAGAAGCUACAUUUUGCCUUUUUGUUUGUUUUGCCAUGUUACCACUUGUUUCUUCAUAUUCAGUCUUAAGACUACUACUAUGCUCAUCUUUACAUAACCACCUAGUUUGGCUUACAGUAUCACCUGUUACCAUUCACAUGUGUCUGUGCAUGGGCACUUAAAGCAUAUUUAUGAGCAGAGUUUACAGGAUUUUGUUGCAGUUUUGCCCCUGAGAGCUGGUUUGGUCUGAAAACUCCCCAAGGCAUGAAUGAGAAAACUCCCCAAGGUGUGAAAGAGAACUAUCCCUAACAAAGCACCCUUGCAUCAAGGCCCCUGUGCCCAAGCAUCUCUUCACAGAGACCUCUGGCUGGAGAUAGCCAGCCUGGAAAAGAUACACAUUUUAUGUUGUCUUGGAUCAACAAGCUUUGACUUGCCUACCUUUCCCAUUCCUUGCCUCUCCUCUCCUACCUUGUGUUGCCUACUGUUGCCUACCAGUUUCUCUCAUUGCCGUGCCUUGCCUGCCCCUCCAUUGCCUUGCUUUAUCUAUCCCUCUUUUGCCUUUCCU